UUUAUUUCGAUGAUAGAAUCAAACUUUUAUUUUGGUUUGUUUAUAGGUUUACGCAAAGCUCGAAUCGAUAAAUUAGGGGUUAAGUGAGAAAAGAAGUUAGGAAAUUUUGAGUGGGUAAUGAACUUGAACUUAGCAAAUCCUCUCUGGGUUCCUGUAAAAGCUUUGUUAUGUAGAACCAGCAGGAGAAGGAGAAUUUUCACUGCCACUGCUAUAAACAGUUUAACGGAAAAGGUGAACAACGAUGAGAAUGAGCUUUUGGUUGUUGUUGGUGGUGGAGCAGCUGGAGUUUAUGGAGCGAUUAGGGCUAAAACUCUCUCACCUGAUUUGAGAGUUUUGGUUAUCGAAAAAGGGAGAUUUCUUUCUAAGGUGAAGAUUUCUGGUGGUGGUAGAUGCAAUGUGACAAAUGGGCAUUGCACCGAUACGAUUAGGUUAGCAGAGAAUUAUCCUCGUGGUAAUAAAGAGCUUAAAGGUUCUUUUUUCUUCACACAUGGUCCUGCUGAUACCAUGUCAUGGUUUUCUGAGCAUGGGGUGCCACUAAAGGUUGAAGACGAUGGAAGAGUGUUCCCCGUCAGCGAUAAUUCAGCUUCUGUAGUUGAUUGUCUCUUGAAUGAAGCAAAUAUUAGGGGAGUUAGGGUUGAGAAAGGAAAGUCUGUGUUAACUGCUUCUACUAAACCCGAUGGAAAGUUCCAUAUUAAAGUUGGGAAGCGAAGUGCUGACACGUUUGAAUCUAUCGAAGCUUCAUAUCUUCUUAUUGCUACUGGAAGUAGCCAACAGGGUCAUGCUUUAGCCACCCAAUUUGGUCAUUCUAUCGUCGAUCCAGUACCGAGUUUAUUCACCUUUAAGAUCAGUGAUCCGUUGUUGGCUGAGUUAGCAGGGAUUAGUUUCUCCAAAGUCCAAGCCAAAUUGAAAUUAGAAACUUCACGCCCGGAUUUAUCAAACCUUGUGCAGAUUGGUCCAAUGCUUGUGACACAUUGGGGACUUAGUGGACCGGUUAUUCUCCGGCUAUCUGCAUGGGGUGCACGCCAUCUCUUCACUUCAGAGUACAAAGGGCUUCUUAUUGUUGACUUCAUACCGGAUAUUAACAUCGAAACUGCAAAAUCUAUACUCAAACAACACAAGCUGCAGUUUUCAAAGCAUAAGGUAGCCAAUACUUUUCCUCCUCAAUUCGGUCUUGUCAAUAGAUUCUGGAGAUACAUUCUAGAUCGCGAGGGUUCUUCAAGAGACACCUUGUGGGCUUCAUUGUCAAACAACUCCUUGAGCUCUAUUUCCGAUCUUCUCAAACAUUGUACAUUUCAAGUCACUGGAAAGGGUCAAUACAAAGAUGAGUUUGUGACAGCAGGAGGAGUUCCUUUAUCCGAGAUUUCUUUGAAGACAAUGGAGAGCAAAUUGGUUCCCAAUCUUUUCUUUGCUGGAGAGGUACUAAAUGUAGAUGGAGUUACAGGAGGCUUCAAUUUCCAGAAUGCUUGGUCAGGUGGAUAUAUCGCAGGCACCCACAUCGGCAAAUUAGCAAGUAAUAGAAGUUCUACAGAAACAAAGAGCGAGUGGCAACAGACAAAGAGCUCUCAGAAACAUGCAGAAACCAUUUCUUCUCUCUUGCUUCCUCUUCUUUUUCUUCUUCAUUCCACAACUAUCUUUCUCUUGCCCACCAGACCAAAGACAAUCCCUUCUAGAGUUCAAGAACUUGCUGACUCAAAGCAUCAAGAACGACUCCAAAGAUGCAAACAUAAAUUUGGAACUAGAGACAUGGAGGCCAAACUCAGAUUGCUGCAAAUGGAAUCGCGUGGGAUGCGAUGCUCGGUCGCUUUCGGGAGAGGUGAUAGAGCUGAAACUGUAUCAUCUUGUCCAAUAUGGCUCAGUAAGUUCAAGCGUUUUGAGACCGGUUCUGCGUAUAAGCUCUCUUGAAACGCUUGAUGUCUCACGUAAUUCCAUAAAAGGAGAUAUUCCUGGAGAUGCUUUUGUGAACAUGACCAGGAUUAUCUCUCUUGACAUGAGUGAUAAUAACUUCAGUGGCUCUAUCCCACCUGAAUUGUUCUCCUUGAAGACUCUCCAGCGCCUUGACUUAAGCAUGAAUGGUAUUGGUGGUAAGCUGAGU
Messenger RNA from Eutrema salsugineum, 2092 nucleotides. RefSeq lists its product as uncharacterized. Lineage: Eukaryota; Viridiplantae; Streptophyta; Magnoliopsida; Brassicales; Brassicaceae. The record is from RefSeq and is a predicted model, not a curated record.